GUAUAUGUCAUGCUACACUCAAAAUGUUUUCUGGAAUGAAAUUAAAAAUUUAAUUGACAUUUCGACCACCGGUACAAGAAAUUUAAAUAUUAAAUUCCUCAAAAUAACAUAUUGCUAAUGGUUUGUAUCGUUCCGUUCUGUGUUCCGCCUAAUCGGGAUGAGUUUUUUGUCCGUUUCCCCCGCAAUUCUAAACUCGCUGAACGCUGGAAAAUCGCCAUCGAAUUGGGCACCGGAAACGCACUGGACAAUAUUGAACGGUUGGAAGAGGCCACUAUUUGCAACACACAUUUCAAAGAAAAUGCUUCAGGAGGGAUCAACUUUUAUCAAGAACCAUGCAGGUUUUGGAAUGGAGUUAAAAACCAAUAUUCGUACGUUGUCUGCUGUCGGAUUUGCCUCCAGUUUACUACAGAGUCCAGCAGUAUGGAUGAUUUAGCAAGUGAUACCGGUUUUCUUCUGGGAAUCCAUCCGCUAGAAGGGGACUUCUUGAAAUCAACUUGCAUUUCUUGUUCAGAGAAACUCAACACCAUGAGAAUGAUCAUAAAUGAAGCCACUGAAACAAAUGCUCGAUUCAUAAUCCUAAGUGAGUAUAUAAAAUAUGAAACAGUCACUAUUAUUAACCGAAGACAAAAAGCGGAACUUCCUAAAAUAGAAUACAGCGAGAGUAACACUGCUGUCGGUGCUAACAACGUAAAUCCUACACAAGAAGACAUAAAAUCACUAACCCGAAGAAAAUGUUACAUAUGUCCAUCCGUCCAAGAAUCAGCUGACCAACUUCUUUCGCAUCUUGUUUCUAGUCAUCAUCAGAACGAGGUUUUCCUCUGCAAUCAGUGUGAUCCUCCGAAAAGUUUCGCUCGUAUAGAUUUGUAUAAUUUCCAUUUGAGUUACCACUGCCCGGAAGAUCGACCCUUCAAGUGUGGCUUUUGCAGUAUACACUUCGCUGUUGUGCAAAGCCGAAUAAGACACGAGAAAUCUCACCACAGGGCAAAUGGCAAGAUGAGUCCAUGUGUGUCUCAUCGAACAAAGCACCAAUGUGAGCACUGUGGCAACAUUUACAGGAGCAAACAUCUCCUUGAGGUGCACAUGGGUUUAACGCACGGGAUAAAAACUAUCAAUGUUCCGAGUUGUCACAUUUGUGGGAAAAAAUUCUCCAGCAGCACCAACUUGAGGCGACACGUGGCAACGCACGGACCGGGAGGGUUGGUCAAGUGUCGAAUAUGCGAAGAAAUCUUUCGUACAGAGCUCCAGCUGGAGAAACAUCGGUUGGACGCGCAUAAGCUGGAUGUGCCACGGCGUAGGAAGCUUUCAAAGACCACGUGUGUAAUUUGUGGGCAGGAGCAGAAAGGGAUAUUUGCUUUGGGAGCGCAUGUGAAAGAGAGUCACAACGAGGAAGAAUAUCCGUACUUUCGGUGUGAUAAAUGUCCGGAGAUGUUUCUAACCGAGGCGAAGGCGACAGAGCAUCGGAAUGUACACAACGGAAAACAUGAAUGCAACGUUUGUUUUAAACGAUUCGUUCUGGCCAGCACAUUGUGGAGCCACAAGAUUAGGGUGCACGGAAAUCAGAGUCACUUCCAAUGUGACGCUUGUGGAAGGAUGUUUAGCUCUAAGGGGAACAUGAUGAGACACAUGACGGAACAUACAGGAUCCAAAGAAUUCAAAUGUGAGAGUUGCGAAAACUGUUUCACUAGGAAAAGCUCUCUGGACAAUCAUUCUAAAAAGUGUUCGAGUUGCACUCUUAGAUUUUGUCGACGAGGAGCGCUGUUAAAACAUCACAGAGAGUGUCAUAAUAUAAAUAACGUGGGACAAACAAGCGCCGUGGAUCCAGAUUUUAUCGAAAUCGGAAGCGUGCCAGCUACUAGCCAAUUAAUUCGCCAGUGUCACAGCAUCCCAAUUCAAGACCUCCGCACCUAAUAGCAAUGCGUUGGCAAUGUUAACGAUACAAACGAAUGCCACGGCCAUCGGAGGCAAUAUAUACGACGAUGAUCACGUUCGCCUCAAUUAAGCCCACCGCCCGCAAAGCUGAAAGUUGAAGCCGUAGAAAGCAAAAUUUUCGAGCACUUAUCGAAAAUCAAGUUUCCAAAACUGGCUUACUGUGAUUUGCUCGCGGGCAUUACUCUACUGCAUUAUGUGUGCAACACAAAACAAUUGUGUGUAAAUUUUGCACUCAGAAUGACAUCAUUUUCUGUAAGCAAUAACACCUCGGAAGAGCUCUCUCAUCACGUGUCGUUGCAGUUGCGGCAAAUGGCGGAAUAGGAGCGCAAAAGUCCGCGCGCUUACGUAUGGAACGAUACGAAUCGCGCGAAUCUGAAUUACACGGACAACACGACCGGCCGACGAACCAGGUAACCAUAAUUUGA
Molecule: messenger RNA, 2354 nt
Organism: Toxorhynchites rutilus septentrionalis
Lineage: Eukaryota; Metazoa; Arthropoda; Insecta; Diptera; Culicidae
Product: zinc finger protein 677-like
Exons: 4
Coding region: 118-1908 (596 amino acids)
Biological process (GO): regulation of transcription by RNA polymerase II
Cellular component (GO): nucleus
Molecular function (GO): RNA polymerase II transcription regulatory region sequence-specific DNA binding; DNA-binding transcription factor activity, RNA polymerase II-specific
Source: RefSeq, a predicted model, not a curated record